Molecule: messenger RNA, 3057 nt
Organism: Rhinolophus ferrumequinum (greater horseshoe bat)
Lineage: Eukaryota; Metazoa; Chordata; Mammalia; Chiroptera; Rhinolophidae
Gene: MARVELD1
Product: MARVEL domain containing 1
Exons: 2
Coding region: 138-659 (173 amino acids)
Biological process (GO): myelination
Cellular component (GO): membrane
Molecular function (GO): structural constituent of myelin sheath
Source: RefSeq, a predicted model, not a curated record
GAAGAGCGAAGGACUAGGAAGGAGCGAGGAGGCCGCGGCGGGCGCAGCGGGAACGUUGGCCCGGUCGCCCCCGCGAGCAAGGCGCCGCCAUUCCGCUACUCGGGGCGCCGCCGCCGCCGCCGCCGCGCCCGGGGGCCAUGCUCCCGCCGCCCCCGCGCCAGCCGCCGCCCCAGGCGCGCGCGGCCCGCGGUGCGGUGCGCCUGCAGAGGGCCUUCCUGCGCGGCCCGCUGGGCGUGCUGCGGGUGCUGCAGCUGCUGGCUGGCGCCGCCUUCUGGAUUACCAUCGCCACCAGCAGGUACCAGGGCCCGGUGCACUUCGCGCUCUUCGUGUCGGUGCUCUUCUGGCUGCUGACCCUGGGCCUCUACUUCCUCACACUGCUGGGCAAGCACGAGCUGGUGCCCGUUCUGGGCUCGCGCUGGCUCGUGGUCAACGUGGCGCACGACCUGCUGGCAGCAGCGCUGUAUGGCGCCGCGACAGCCAUCAUGAUCGACCAGACCCAGAGACACAGCUACUGCAACCUCAAGGAUUACCAGAUGUCCUGCGCCUACCACGCCUUCCUGGCGGCCGCCGUCUGCGGCGGCCUCUGCCUCGGCCUCUACCUGCUCUCAGCGCUCUACGGCUGCUGUCGCCGCUACCAGGGCGAGCAGGAGGUGGCGUGAGGCCACUGCGCCGCGGGGCGGGGGACCCUGUGGAGACCUGUGUCCCAGCCCUUCCUGCCGCCCCGCGACUGUGCGCCCUGGCACCCUCCUUGCCCUGCAUUCCAGCACCGCCCACGCCCCAGCACCCCGACACGCAGUUCCCAUCAGACUGCAUAGCCACCGCCCAGAGUCCCGACCGCUGCGCCGGAUGCGUUGUCUCCAGGGACCCAGGCCCGGCUACCUCCAAGGGGCGGACGCGCACUCUCAGACUGGCCUCCCGGAGGCGACACCUCGCAGUUCCUCUUGUCUUCCCUGCGGAGAGAGAGACGUGGACAGGCGCCGCGUAGAUCCGGGGGAGGCUCCCAAAUUGGAAGCGGUCUUCUGGCUGCGCCCCUGUCGCCUCCCUUCAGCCCUGCGGUGGGAAGAGCAUCCACUUACCCUGGCCCCUCUUCCAGCCUCGAGUGCUGUAAAAAGCAGGCACGCAGCCGCGGGCGGAGCUGGGGACAAGCCUCCACUGGUCCCGGGUUGAGCGAUGAGUUUGGUUUUAGUUUGGAAUUGUGAGGGCAUUUUGCGCAGUCCUUCCCGACUCAUGCUUUGAUGUCUUUGGGUGGGGUCCAUCUCCAAAGGCCAAGAUGGAUGGCAAGGGCCCAUGGGCUGUACUCUUGCCUCUGCCUGCUCCGCUUUUGUCCUCACGGUUCAUGGAGGCCAGGCCUCAAAUCACACUAGCGUCCCAGGCCUUGCCUUCCAGCCUUCCUCUCACAGCCUUCCGCUCCACUCCCACCUUCCAGUAUCUUUUUGCAUUAGAGAUUUCACACGACCACCACGGAAUGUUAGGGUGAGCCCCACUCUUUCUUAUUACAGAUGGAGCCCUAGAGCUUGCUCAUAAGAACAGCCAGAAUGAGAUUUAGAACCCCUCCCGAUCCAGCGCUGUUUACAUUAAAGCAGUGGGUGUUCCUAGAGAUCCUGGCUCAAGAGUUACCCUCAGAAAAGAGGGUUUCCAGGCCAAAUGGAUUUGUCAAAGGUGCUAUCUUGCCGUUUUGGAGAGUCGCGAGCAUAUCAAAGGCUCUGAGAAGUCUCUCUGUAAAAGAAGACAGAGUAAUAAGUGUUUACUGCCCUUGGGCCUGGAUCAGUUUUUGCCACCUUAAGGUUCCUGGCAGCCAUGUGCUGUCCUGGUUCUCAUUCCUUCCUAAGGGGCCCAACCCAUUAGCUGUGGUCUGUCUGGAGAUAUGGGGUGCACUCUCUCUUUCCCAGAGACUUUCUCUAGCAGAGGGAGGGCCCAGCCUUUGAGGGAAAAUAGCUGCCCCUGCCAGUCCGGUGAGAGGCCUCGGAACUGGUGGCUUUGAACAUUCUUUUACAUUGUUUGGGAAAUGAAGCCAAGGUUAUUCAGAUGGCUUCCCAAGUCAAAAGGAGCAUCACCUGCAAGAGAUCCUGGCAUCGACCUUGACAGUAAUUACACUUACUAAGGAGAAGAAAGCUCUCUGGAGCGGGGGUGAACAGCUGGCCCAGCCUCUGUAAGGUUUCCAUGUUGCUGAGGCUGUGGAGAUUCCCAGGACCUGCUUCUUUGGAUGGGCCACACCGUUCUGACCUGGGCCAGCACAGGGUUUCGGAGUGGAGAGAGGGAACGGCCUCUGCUCAGUGGCUUCCUAUCAACGCCUCCCAGUGGAAUAGCCAAGAUGGGUGAAGAUUCAUUUUGCCUUAACCCAAGAGAAAUCCCAAUUCUUGUGCUAGAAUUUGGGCACGAGAGUCCAAAUACCUGGAACUGAGCCACGUGCCUCUAUACACUACACAGUGGGUUUUGGCUCCAGCUUUUGUUCCUUUUUUCUUAGACCAUCAUCUAAGCUGCAUCCUCAGCUCCGAUCCAGGCCCCUGAGAAUGUCUUCUUAGCCCCCCAGCCCGUGGUGCUCUGUCUGUGGUCGUGUGACCUUGCUCAGGAGCAGAUCUCUCCUUGGCCUUCAUGGUAACUUACCAUCCAGGUGUGCCUGAAACACUCCGGUGCUCACUGACUCUCCUAGAUGUGCCUUUUGCUUGGCCUUCAGCUGAUUCUCCAGAUGUGAGAGGAACAUGUAAGGUGGCCCCCACAACCAUUCCCUCCUUGCCCUAAAGGCCCUGUGCCGUGGCAAUGGCCACCUGACCUGGCCCAGAACUUUUGGAUACUGGAGUCAAUCUCAUUGGCCUCUCUCUUUGGACUCCGGGACGCAGUCUUGCCUGAGACCACUGUGAGUUGCGCCCAGCCCAAAUUCUCGGACCACUUACGGACCCAGGAGAGAUAGUUUUCCAGCGUACUAUUAUACAAAGGCCAGGAGAGAGGGUUUGAGGGAGAGGGCUGAGGGCUGGUAGGGAGAGGGGACCCAUGUGCCUCAUUUAAUAGUUUAGUGGUGAUUACUAACAUGCUUUUCUGAAUAAAGUUUGGUUUGUCUGA